Rattus rattus (black rat) is the source of this 4548-nucleotide messenger RNA. It is a transcript of the gene Ankrd6, whose product is annotated as ankyrin repeat domain 6. The transcript is spliced from 16 exons. Bases 251 to 2392 code for a protein of 713 amino acids. Gene Ontology annotation, cellular component: nucleus; cytoplasm. Gene Ontology annotation, molecular function: protein binding. The record is from RefSeq and is a predicted model, not a curated record. NCBI's taxonomy places the organism in Eukaryota, Metazoa, Chordata, Mammalia, Rodentia, Muridae.
GGUAGAUCCGAGCCACCCAGAGCAGCAGCAGCCCCAGGAAGCUUAUGAUCUCCCCGGGAAAGAAUUGACUGCGUUUCCAAUAGGAACACAGAGGACAGCUCCAUGUGACCUGAAGAUGGAGUAGUAACAAAGGCAUCCCCCAUGAUUCUCAGCACCCUUCGCUGUGGACUCCAGCCCCAGCCAGAGGCUGCAUGUGGAGCUGAAAAAACUGACCAGCUGCUUUCCUGAGAGCCCCUUUCUCUCCUAAUUCAUGAGCCAGCAGGAUGCGGUCGCCGCGCUUUCAGAACGCCUGCUCAUAGCUGCGUACAAAGGCCAAACAGAGAAUGUGGUUCAGCUCAUCAACAAGGGUGCCAAGGUAGCGGUUACCAAGCAUGGCCGGACCCCCUUGCAUCUCGCUGCCAAUAAGGGUCAUCUUUCUGUGGUGCAGAUUUUGCUGAAGGCUGGCUGUGACCUCGAUGUACAAGAUGAUGGGGACCAGACAGCCUUGCACCGGGCCACUGUGGUGGGAAACACUGAGAUCCUCACAGCGCUUAUCCGGGAGGGAUGUGCCCUGGACAGACAGGACAAGGAUGGGAAUACGGCCCUGCAUGAAGCCGCCUGGCAUGGAUUCAGCCAGUCAACCAAGCUGCUCGUUAAAGCCGGAGCCAACGUGCUUGCCAGAAACAAGGCAGGGAACACGGCUCUGCACCUGGCCUGCCAGAACAGUCACUCCCAGAGCACACGCGUCCUCCUGCUGGGCGGCUCCCGGGCUGACCUCAAAAAUAAUGCAGGGGACACCUGCUUGCACGUGGCUGCGCGCUAUAACCACUUGUCCGUUGUUAGACUCCUCCUCAGUGCUUUCUGCUCUGUUCAUGAAAAGAACCAGGCUGGAGACACGGCCCUCCAUGUGGCCGCUGCCCUAAAUCACAAGAAGGUAGUUAAAAUCCUGCUGGAAGCCGGUGCUGACACGACCCUUGUGAACAAUGCAGGCCAGACCCCGCUGGAGACCGCCCGCUACCACGACAAUCCCGAAGUUGCUCUGCUCCUCACCAAGGCUCCCCAGAUCUUGCGCUUCAGUCGUGGGCGAAGCCUGAGGAAAAGGAGGGAGAGGCUCAAGGAAGAGAGGAGGGCUCAGUCUGUGCCCAGAGAUGAGGUGGCCCAGAGCAAGGGAAGCGUCUCAGCAGGAGACACCCCCAGCAGUGAACAAGCUGUACCCCAAAAGGAAGAAGCUAGGAGAGAUUGCCCACCAGCCUCCCAGGAGCCAAGAAAGGAUGAAAGGAGGAGAAAGUCAAGGCCAGAGGUGUCAGCACUAUCUGACCCCACCCCAGCAGCAGACCAACAACCUGGACACCAAAAGAACCUACAUGGUCAUCACCACCAGAAAAAGAAGAGCAGACAUCGAUGCUGGUCCCCACCACCGCCCCACGGGUUCAGGGCGUACCAGCUCUACACGCUGUACCGUGGCGAGGAUGGGAAAGUGAUGCAGGCACCCAUCAAAGGUUGUCGCUGUGAGCCUCUGAUCAACAAGCUGGAGAACCAGCUGGAGGCGGCUGUGGAGGAGUUAAGAGCAGAGCUGGGAUCAGUGCAGGACAAAGUGAACACAAAGCUGGGCCACAUGGAGAGCAAGAGCCAGCACCAAAUGUGCGUUUUGGACAAACUGAUGGUGGAGCGGCUGUCAGCGGAGAGAACGGAAUGUCUGAAUCGCCUGCAGCAGCAUGCGGCUGCUGAGAAGCAGGAGGGAGAGAAACGUCAGAUGUCGUUGGUGGAUGAACUGAAAUCCUGGUGUAUGUUGAAGAUUCAGAAUCUGGAGUUGAGACUUUCUGGAGAGUCUCGGACCUUUAGAGCUAAAUCCACGCCAUCUCCCUGCGACUCCUCUCCAGCUGUAGACCAACCAGUGGUAGCUGCAGGGCCGGGAGCAGCUUCCGACAGCUCCUCUCAGGUUGUGAGGCCCAAGGACAAGGCACUCAAUGCCACUGCUGUCCCCAGACACCAGCAGGAGCUGCUUCCCUCUGACUGCACAGGCUCCGGGUUAAGGAAGGUCAAGGCCCCGGGUGCUUCCAGACUGGGUGAUCAGCAGACUGGGUCCUGUGUCAACCGAGGCACUCAAACCAAGAAGUCUGGGAGAGGUGGGCAGACCAAGCAUCGAGGCCAACAACCGACAGCCAGCAGCCCCAGUGGGCAGCAGCCAUCCGCGGCAAGCAGUGACGCCCGAGAUGCCUCGCAAGCCCUGGAGCUAACCCAGUAUUUUUUCGAGGCUGUUUCUGCUCAGAUGGAAAAGUGGUACGAACGGAAAAUUGAAGAAGCACGAAGCCAAGCCAGUCAGAAAGCUCAGCAAGAUGAGGCCACACUGAAGGAGCACAUCAGAAGUCUAGAAGAGGAGGUUGCCAAGCUGCGUACAAAGAUGCAGAAGUAAAACCAGAUCCUGAAGUGGACCCAGCAGGGUUUCCAGCUUGAUAACAGCAAAGUAACUGUGUCCCCAGAGUUGGUUGUCAUGCACAAGGUGGAUUUGCCUUUAAUAAAGUCACUAAUUUGUUGUGGACACAUACUUCGUGCUCUGAAGUUACAAGGCCUUCACUGGUUAAUGAAUCCUGGGAAGAUGUCCAUAAACAGCAAGACACACCAAGAGGAGGAGGUGUGACCCACAUCUGUGAUUCAGUGACAUGAAGUGUGUCAGAAGCAGAGCAGAGAACUCUGGGAACCCCAGUAGCCAUUCACGUCCACGCCAACACACCUGCUGUGCCUAGACGGUCCUUCUAGCAGAGCUGGGACUCAGAUGCGGGAAGCCCUCUUUCUCCCAUGUAACUCAAGAUGCUCAUCUUUUAAAGGGGUGAAACCCUUUCAGGUUGUGAGGAUAUACACUGUGAUGACCUCAUUGUCCAGUGUGUCUUCAAGUAAGUUUAAGGAUCAUAUAAAGGAGUAGCAAUUGCUGACUGUCAAGUGAGAAGAGUUUAAAAUAUUGGUCAGUUACUGUGGUUUUGGCCAAAUAACUGAGCAGAUUAAUGGAAAAAUAUUCACCAAACAACUCCAGCCAGUUACCUUAGAUUACCUUUCUAGAGUCAAGACGUUUGUUCCAUGUUUUGUAAAGAAAUCAGGAAAUAUCACGAAAGUUUAAUUUUGAAUUGACUUCUCACUGAAGAACAUCAAGCCGUCAGAAGGCUUUGCCUGUUUACUGAGUAAGAUGUACUAGACUGAGGUGGUGACUCUAUCUUGGUUGAGACCUUAGAUUUGCCUAAUCCUUUGGUACAUGGAAUAUGGAUUAUGUCCGUCUCCACAUAUGCAUAGAAACGUAUGUUUCUCUAAGCCUAAGGACCUAAUAACUACUGUCCAUGAAUUAUAACUAAAAUGCUGUUCAUUGAGCCAAAGAGAAGUGAUCUUUGCGGAAUAGUAUGCAUUUAUGCCUUGGUCAAGCCAAGUUCUUCCUUUUGCUUGUAGUGACAAUCCACAGAUAGACAUUCAUAUAAACACGACAGGGCAGAUAUUGGGUAUGCAUCAUCCAGUGAGCCCAAUUAUUUCCUGGGACCGACCUAUCCUCAGCCUCUUGGGAGGUACAGCCCUUCCCCAUUCUCCUUCACUGGAGUCCUGUCCUCAGCUCACUUGCACCUGAGCCCUGCUAUGACACUACCCACAACAAAAUGUCACUCACUCCUGUAGGAUCACUCCUUAUUCAUACAGUAAAUUAUUGGGAACUGCCUAAUACUGAGUAAGAGACGAAACCCCGAGCUCAGCAUGAGUUAUUUUCACUAUUAGAAUACUCAUUACCUCAAGAAACCCUUGACGAGAAGGGCAGAAAUCAACUGUAACUGAACAUCAAGUCUAGACCACAGAAUAUCUUAGUGGCAGUGCUUUGAUGAUAUCCUCCUACCUAUGAGAAGCAGGCAGCUUAUCACUGUGAAUGGAUGUUUUUGUCAAGUCAUUAAGCGUAAAGACCAGGCUAUUGUCUAAGGCCAGUCAGCCCCUGACCCACAGGGUUGACUUCUGAGGAAGUGGUGGUUGGCUUGUUUUUGGAAGGCUUACCGUGUACUCUAGACUGGCUUUGGUCUCAUGACCUUCCUGUCUCGGCCACCUGAGUUGGGACUAAAGGAGUGAGCCCCAUGGCCAAUCCUGUUUUGUUUGUAACACCAGUGUUAGGUUUGUGGCAAUUGGUCCUCAGCAUUGUACAGCACUGAGGAUCAGCUGUGUCUUUCUCCUCGUGCUGUGUGCAAAAACAAGCAAAUAUCCCAGCUGUACUUUUACAGAUAACUGCUCAUACCAUACACUCUCACAAUAGGUCAUGUUUCAGACCGAGGCCUAAAAAGUGUCAACAGCCGUGAAGAAACAUGUUAUAAAACAGUAGUGUUGCAUAUCAAUGUCCUUUUUAAAAAACAGGUAAUUGUUAGCACAUCCCUUAGUGUGCAUACUGAGCAUCUGUGCUGGGGUGAAAGUGUUAGUCUAGCAUCACUUUUGAUGUGGAGUCCAAAAUACAGGUUUUUCAUGUUUAGAUUUGUGUGUGCAAGGCAUGCUAAUUUUUUUAGUCACCUUGAACUUGUGUCUCCUAUAAGCAUUAAACGUUUGAGUUCUGUCGGUAUCCUA